Messenger RNA from Trypanosoma rangeli, 1671 nucleotides. Its product is annotated as ras-like small GTPase. The coding region runs from base 1 to 1671 and encodes 556 amino acids. Gene Ontology annotation, molecular function: GTP binding. Lineage: Eukaryota; Euglenozoa; Kinetoplastea; Trypanosomatida; Trypanosomatidae. The transcript has a single exon. The record is from RefSeq and is a predicted model, not a curated record.
AUGUUUCUCACCACAUCCACGCCGCCGAACACCGCUAGUAGCGCCGCUGCAACAACGACGACGAAGAGUUCGCCAUUUGCAUUGCCGUUGGGUAGGCAGGUCCGACACGGUCUCAGCUCAGACUGGCGCGAACAGGUUCGGCGUUCGGGUGGUGUUCUCAAUGACAUCUCGCCUGCGCUACCCGACAGCAAUCACACCAUCGAGCAGCGACAGCGUGUGGCGGGGUGGCAGCCGGUAGUGAAGCUCCUCGGCGACCAACGGCUUCGUGUGGCAAUUGUUGGUCGCAUGAACAGCGGUAAGUCAUCUCUGUUUAAUUUGCUGAGCGAGGACCCGACGAUGCCAAAUCGGAAGAACGUUGUACGUGACUUUGACGGCAUCACGCGGGACUCGGUGGAGGGCCAUGCCCAGUUGGAAGGGAUGCAUUUCACCGUCAUUGACACACCUGGCAUGGUGAACGGCAAACUGGUGGAGGAGGCCUUUCGCACUGUGGAGACCGCUGAUGUUGCCAUUUUCGUCACAGCGGUGGAUGAAGAUCUGCACCCAGCCGAGUUUGACCUCAUUCGGUAUUUGCAUCUCAAGUGCAUGCCAACGUUUGUGCUGGUGAACAAGAUGGAUCUCGUCUCGUUAGAGGAGGAGGAUCGUGUCCUUGAACGCUACAAUGAACUUGGGUUAGGCAAUGCCAUUCCAUUUUCUGCGCGGCUAAAAUCGGGAAUGGAGAUGCUUGCGGCUGUGCUGGAGCCAUUGUACCAUAUCCACGCGAUGCAGAAAGUGGAGAAUGACUGGGAUAUUGAGGAUCUCGCCCUGCAGGGAGACGAGUCUGCCAUGGAGGAGAUACGUGACCGCAAUUGCGCAGAUCGCUUUAUUCGUAUUGCACUUGUGGGGAGAACAAAUAGCGGUAAGUCGAGUCUAAUCAACCGUUUAGUGGGCUUUGAGCGUAACCGUGCCGUAAAUGAGAAAAACUCAACCCGUGAUCCAGUGGAACUACCAUGCAUUUACAAGGGGCGUAAAGUGAAGCUUAUUGAUACUGCUGGCUUGAGCCGGCACCGAUUCCGUGCCGACCGUGAUUUCAUUGGCCGCAUUCACGAACUCUCCGUCAAUGAGAUUCGCUACGCGCAUGUGGUGAUUGUCGUUUUUGAUGCCACAGAAGGUCAUCCUAACAAGUACGACAUGGCUGUCUUGCACUCUGUUGCUUCAGAGGGGCGACCGUUUUUACUGUGUGCCAAUAAGUGGGAUGCCGUGCUGGAUCAGAGUGCGACUGCAGAGGCGAUUGACUUCAAAAUCAAGCGACAAGUACGGGAGGUAAAGUACAGCAACGCCGUCGUUGUCUCCGCCCACACGGGACUAAACCUCAGCUUACUCCUGGAUCAGGCAUUGUCACUUUAUGAUACGUGGAACAAACGGGUGCGGCGUGCGGAGCUGACACGGUUCUGGCGCAAAAUGGAGAAGUCAGUUAUCAUUCCCUACCACGUUGCCCGUGUGGGACGCAUUGCACAGGUGAAUACGCGUCCGCCGACAUUUCUGCUUCAGCUGCAGACGAAGAACGAUGAAAAUACAUUGCCAAAGGCGCUCCAGGAGAUGAUGAAAAACGCUCUUGUGGAAGAGUUCGACUUUCGCGGCGUUCCCAUCCGGCUCAUUCAGGACGUAAAGGACUCUAACCCCGACUACAUUUAG